Messenger RNA from Ooceraea biroi (clonal raider ant), 14194 nucleotides. It is a transcript of the gene para, whose product is annotated as sodium voltage-gated channel paralytic. Gene Ontology annotation, molecular function: voltage-gated sodium channel activity; calcium ion binding. Gene Ontology annotation, cellular component: voltage-gated sodium channel complex; plasma membrane. Gene Ontology annotation, biological process: sodium ion transmembrane transport; neuronal action potential; membrane depolarization during action potential. The record is from RefSeq and is a predicted model, not a curated record. NCBI's taxonomy places the organism in Eukaryota, Metazoa, Arthropoda, Insecta, Hymenoptera, Formicidae.
GGCCGGUAGCCGGCAAGUCGCGCCGCCUUCAGCACCGGAUCCGUCGUCCCCGACAGCCGCAGCAGCAACUUUACUACCCCCCCGCGUCGUGGGACACGCGCACACCACACUUCAGGAACUGUUAGCACCGAUCAAAAGAAGGUGGCUCAGCUGUGCGCAGCCUAUAGACAAUGUCCGAAGAUUCUGACUCUAUAUCAGAGGAAGAAAGAAGUUUGUUCCGUCCGUUCACGCGGGAGUCCCUGGCAGCGAUCGAGGCUCGCAUCGCCGAGGAAGAGGCCAAGCAGAGGGAGCUCGAGAAGAAGAGAGCGGAAGGCGAGGGAGGUUUUGGACGGAAGAAAAAGAAAAAAGAAGUACGAUAUGACGACGAGGACGAGGACGAAGGUCCUCAGCCGGAUCCGAUGUUCGAGCAGGGAGCGCCGAUCCCGGUCCGACUGCACAACGAAUUUCCAUCCGAGUUGGCCUCCACACCUCUCGAGGAUAUUGAUAGCUUCUACCAUAAUCAAAGGACCUUCGUCGUCAUUAGCAAGGGAAAGGACAUAUUCAGGUUCUCAGCGACGAAUGCGAUGUGGUUGCUCGACCCGUUCAACCCUAUACGACGUGUGGCCAUUUACAUAUUGGUUCACCCGCUCUUUUCCCUCUUCAUCAUCACUACGAUAUUGGUUAACUGUAUACUCAUGAUCAUGCCCACCACGCCCACCAUCGAGUCCACCGAAGUGAUAUUUACGGGCAUCUACACAUUUGAGUCCGCCGUUAAGGUGAUGGCGAGGGGUUUCAUUCUGCAACCUUUUACCUAUCUUAGAGAUGCAUGGAAUUGGCUCGACUUCGUAGUUAUAACUUUAGCUUAUGUGACGAUGGGCAUAGAUCUAGGCAACCUUGCCGCUCUCAGGACAUUUCGAGUCCUCCGAGCCUUGAAGACUGUCGCUAUUGUACCAGGUCUGAAAACCAUUGUCGGCGCUGUGAUAGAAUCCGUGAAGAACCUGCGUGAUGUGAUAAUCCUGACGAUGUUCUCCCUCUCCGUCUUUGCGCUGAUGGGCCUUCAGAUUUACAUGGGGGUCCUCACGCAAAAGUGUAUAAAGAACUUUCCUGAGGACGGCUCCUGGGGUAAUCUCACCGACGAAAAUUGGAAGCGGUUUGUUAGUAAUGAAACUAAUUGGUACAUGGACGAAGCUAAAAAUAUACCGUUGUGCGGAAAUAUUUCGGGGGCGGGGCAGUGCCUUCCCGGCUACACGUGUUUACAAGGGUACGGCACUAAUCCGAAUUAUGGCUACACGAGCUUCGACACCUUCGGUUGGGCAUUGCUCUCCGCCUUUCGUCUUAUGACACAGGACUACUGGGAGAAUCUGUACCAACUGGUGCUACGAUCGGCCGGACCGUGGCAUAUGCUCUUCUUUAUCGUAAUCAUCUUCCUCGGAUCCUUCUAUCUUGUGAACUUGAUCCUCGCUAUUGUCGCGAUGUCGUACGACGAAUUGCAAAAGAAAGCUGAGGAGGAAGAAGCCGCCGAGGAAGAGGCCAUGAGAGAAGCCGAAGAGGCUGCACUCGCAAAAGAGAAUAAGCUCGCAGCGCAGGCCGCGGCACGGGAAGCCGCAGCCGCGGCAGCAGUCGCCGCGGAGCAAAUUGUUAAGUCUCCUUCGGAUUUCUCAUGUCACAGUUACGAAUCGUUCGUUGGUCAAGAGAAAGGCAACGACGACAACAAUAAAGAGAAGAUGAGCAUACGGUCGAUCGAGUCCGCUAGCGAUCCGAGGCACCUCAAGCAGAUCAACAACAACCACAGCGCUGCCAAUAAAGUGCGGAAAGUCAGCGCCGUUCCUCGCGCCGCUAAUGGCCAGUUUACUUAUGCCUACCAGGAAAGUCUGCGGAAGGCGAGCCUGAGCCUACCCGGCUCACCGUUCAAUCUGCGUCGCAGCAGCCGUGGCAGCCACCAGUUCACGAUACGGAAUGGUCGAGGCAGGUGUUUCGUGCCUCCGGGUGGCGACCGGAAGCCCCUCGUGCUGUCGACGUACCUGGACGCCCAGGAGCACCUACCCUACGCCGACGACUCGAACGCGGUCACGCCGAUGUCCGAGGAGAACGGCACGAUCGUGGUGCCGGUGUACUACGCGAAUCUCGGCUCGCGUCAUUCAUCCUACACCUCACACGCUUCGCGGCUCUCCUACACGUCCCACGGCGACCUGGCCUUCCCCGGUAUCCGCGGCAUCGACAGCAUCGGCAAGCAGAUCACCAAGCAGGAGCAGAUCCUCAGGAACAGAAACAACAAGCAGACGACGCCUGCCAACGGCCAUGUCACCGACACCAAUCAGAAGUACCAUUUCGAGGCCGAUCUGGAGGAUCCCAUGGGCAAGACCAAGCAGCAAGACAAUCCGUUCAUCGAGCCAUCGCAGCAGCACGCCGUGGUCGACAUGAAGGACGUGAUGGUGCUGAACGACAUCAUCGAGCAGGCUGCCGGCCGCCAGAGCCAGACACCGGAGCAAGGAGUUUCGACCUAUUACUUUCCGACAGACGACGAUGAAGAAGAGCCUACAUUCAAGGACAAGUUAGUGGCCGGAAUGUUCCGUUGUAUCGACAUCUUUUGCGUCUGGGACUGCUGUUGGCUCUGGCUCGAGUUUCAGAAGUACGUGUCCUUCUUGGUCUUUGAUCCAUUCGUAGAACUCUUCAUUACACUCUGCAUCGUCGUCAAUACGCUCUUCAUGGCGUUGGAUCACCACGACAUGGACAAAGAUAUGGAGCGAGUGCUCAAAUCCGGCAAUUACUUCUUCACGGCGACGUUCGGUAUAGAGGCGACCCUGAAGCUGGUAGCGAUGAGCCCGAAAUAUUAUUUUCAAGAGGGUUGGAACAUCUUUGAUUUCAUCAUCGUCGCUCUCUCGCUUCUGGAACUGGGUUUGGAAGGCGUGCAAGGUCUGUCGGUCUUACGAUCCUUCAGAUUGCUGAGAGUGUUCAAGCUGGCUAAAUCGUGGCCUACGUUGAAUCUGCUGAUUUCCAUCAUGGGCAGAACGGUGGGCGCGUUGGGUAAUCUAACGUUCGUGUUGUGCAUUAUCAUCUUCAUCUUCGCCGUGAUGGGCAUGCAGCUCUUCGGCAAGAAUUACACCGACAACGUCGACCGCUUCCCGGACGGCGACCUGCCUAGAUGGAACUUUACCGAUUUCAUGCACUCUUUUAUGAUCGUUUUCCGCGUGUUGUGCGGAGAGUGGAUCGAGUCCAUGUGGGACUGCAUGCUGGUCGGCGACGUCUCCUGCAUACCAUUCUUCUUGGCCACCGUCGUCAUCGGUAACUUGGUCGUCCUGAAUCUCUUCUUAGCUCUGUUGCUCAGCAACUUCGGCUCGUCGAAUCUGUCAGCUCCGACUGCGGACAACGACACGAACAAGAUCGCGGAGGCGAUCGACCGAAUAGCACGUUUCAUUAAAUGGAUCAAGCAAAAUAUUCUUAACGUCUUAAAGUUGAUGCGAGCCAAACUCACCAAUCAGAUAUCCGAUCAGGCGCCAGGUGAGGGACCGUCCAACAGUUGGAAAGAAGAUGGAAUUGAUCGCGAUGGGGACCUAGAUCUUGCAGAUGGAGAAUUGGACGCGUACAGAGACAAGAAGAGCGCCAAAGAGCUCAACCAGCUUGAGGUUGCGAUUGGCGACGGGAUGGAGUUUACUAUCCAUGGAGAUUUGAAAAACAAGCUGAAGAGGGGCAAGCUGUGCAUGAACAACACGAAAGUCAUCGCAAAUUCGAUAAACCACCACGAUUAUAGGCUGGAUAACGAUUACAUUAAUCAGAACGAAGAUGACACCAUCAGUAACAAAUCCUAUGGCAGCCACAAAAACCGGGCAUUCAAGGACGAGAGUCACAAGGGCAGCAUGGACUCGCUGAACGGCGAGGAGAAGAAAGACGCGAGUAAAGAGGAUCUCGAGCAGGAAGAAGAUUUGGAAGAUGAGGGCGAAGAAGGAGAGGAACUUGACGGCGAGAUCAUACACGCGGAGGACGAUCCUAUUCAAUCGAAUUACCCCACCGACUGCUGCCCGGAGAAUUGCUACAAGAAGUUUCCAUUUUUGGCCGGCGAUGACGACGCACCAUUCUGGCAAGGCUGGGCGAACCUGAGGUUGAAGACGUUCCAGCUGAUUGAGAACAAGUACUUCGAGACUGCCGUCAUUACCAUGAUCCUUCUGAGUAGCUUGGCCUUGGCUUUGGAGGACGUUCAUCUUCAACAACGACCUAUACUGCAGGACAUAUUGUACUAUAUGGACAAAAUAUUCACUGUGAUCUUCUUCAUCGAGAUGUUGAUCAAGUGGCUGGCUCUAGGGUUCAGGAAAUAUUUCACUAAUGCCUGGUGUUGGCUCGACUUUAUCAUCGUCAUGGUAUCGCUCAUUAACUUCCUAGCGUCGCUCUGUGGCGCUGGCGGGAUUCAAGCCUUCAAAACAAUGCGGACCCUAAGGGCCCUAAGGCCACUCAGGGCGAUGUCUAGAAUGCAGGGGAUGCGGGUAGUCGUUAACGCUUUGGUCCAAGCCAUUCCAUCCAUCUUCAACGUAUUGCUGGUAUGCCUUAUUUUCUGGCUUAUAUUCGCUAUCAUGGGGGUGCAGCUAUUUGCUGGCAAAUAUUAUAAGUGUGUUGACGUGAACAAGACGACACUCAGCUACGAGAUAAUACCGGACCGUAACGCCUGCUACGCGGAGAAUUACACGUGGGAGAACUCGCCGAUGAACUUCGACCACGUCGGCAAAGCGUACCUGUGCCUAUUCCAAGUGGCGACUUUCAAAGGAUGGAUCCAGAUCAUGAACGACGCGAUCGACUCUAGGGAGGUGAACAAGCAGCCGAUUCGUGAAACGAACAUUUACAUGUAUCUCUACUUCGUGUUUUUCAUUAUAUUUGGAUCGUUUUUUACUCUCAACCUGUUCAUCGGAGUGAUCAUCGAUAACUUUAACGAGCAGAAGAAGAAGGCCGGCGGCUCCCUCGAGAUGUUCAUGACGGAAGAUCAGAAGAAAUACUACAAUGCCAUGAAGAAAAUGGGCAAUAAGAAGCCUCUGAAAGCCAUUCCUCGACCAAGGUGGCGGCCGCAGGCGAUAGUGUUUGAAAUAGUGACGGACAAAAAGUUCGAUAUGAUAAUCAUGCUGUUCAUCGGGCUGAACAUGCUCACGAUGACACUGGACCAUUAUCAACAGAGCACAACGUUCAGCAACGUUCUGGACUAUCUCAACAUGAUAUUCAUUGUGAUAUUCACCAGCGAGUGUCUCAUGAAGAUCUUCGCGCUGCGUUACCACUACUUCAAGGAGCCGUGGAACCUCUUUGAUUUUGUUGUUGUUAUAUUGUCAAUAUUAGGUCUGGUGCUCAGCGACAUUAUUGAGAAAUACUUCGUGUCACCGACAUUGCUUCGCGUAGUGAGGGUGGCAAAGGUCGGUCGUGUGCUUCGACUCGUGAAAGGUGCCAAGGGUAUUCGAACCCUUCUCUUCGCCCUGGCGAUGUCGUUGCCAGCCCUCUUCAAUAUUUGCCUACUGCUGUUUUUGGUGAUGUUCAUCUUCGCGAUAUUCGGGAUGUCUUUCUUCAUGCACGUCAAGGACAAGAGCGGACUGGACGACGUGUACAACUUCAAGACGUUUGGACAGUCGAUGAUACUGCUGUUUCAGAUGUCAACGUCGGCUGGUUGGGACAGCGUUCUCGACGGUAUAAUAAACGAGGAAAACUGCCAGGAGCCGAACAACGAGAUCGGCUAUCCGGGCAACUGCGGCUCCUCGACAAUCGGGAUCGCUUAUCUGCUCUCGUACCUCGUGAUCAGCUUUCUGAUCGUCAUUAACAUGUACAUCGCCGUGAUCCUCGAGAAUUACUCGCAGGCGACCGAAGAUGUGCAGGAAGGCCUGACGGACGACGAUUAUGACAUGUACUACGAGAUCUGGCAGCAAUUUGACCCAGACGGCACGCAAUAUAUCAGAUAUGACCAGUUGUCAGACUUCCUAGACGUAUUGGAACCCCCGUUGCAGAUACACAAGCCCAAUAAAUAUAAGAUCGUGUCGAUGGAUAUCCCCAUAUGUAAGGGAGACCUUAUGUUUUGCGUGGAUAUCCUCGAUGCCCUCACUAAGGACUUUUUUGCGCGGAAGGGUAAUCCAAUCGAAGAGACAGGCGAUCUGGGAGAGGUACAGGCGCGGCCGGACCAGGUUGGUUACGAACCGGUCUCGUCCACUCUCUGGCGGCAGCGCGAGGAAUAUUGCGCCCGUCUGAUACAGAACGCCUGGCGGAAGCACAAGCAGCAACGUCAGGGUGGGCCGAGCGAGGAGAGCGACGAUCCGGACACGGACCCGCGGGUCCGGCAGACCGCGGUGUUGGUCGAGAGCGACGGUUACGUCACGAAGAAUGGUCACCGCGUCGUCAUUCACAGCCGAUCGCCGAGCGUCACCUCGAGAACUGCGGACGUCUGAUCGCCAUCGUCGUCGUCGCUGCCGCCGCCGCCGCAUCCACCACCGCUGCUGCCGCCAUCGCCGCCGCCGUAGCUAUCAUCGUUGCUAUCGCCGCCGCAACCACCGCCGCUAUUGCCGCCGCAACCACCGCCGCCGUCCGUGCGCCGCAAAUCGUUCUACUACAGCAGCCGCAGCCGCAGCCGCAGCUGCAGCAGUAGCAGCAGCAGCAGCAGCAGCAGCAGUCGACGACGAUGAUCAUGCACCGUCAGCCGCUCGCACUGCUCGCGCGGAGUAGUGGCCGGGCGGGCACCUCGCGUGCGCUCUCCAUCGACAGCCUUAUAGUUGUAUAAAAAUAACAUUCCUCCAACGAGUUGCCUUUAAUCGACUUUAAUCGAGCCACGACCGUUGGGAGAGAGAGACACGUCGCUAGUUAAACGAGCGUCCGUACGAGGUAACAUUACGAAGGAGACUGCGACUGCGACUCCGAAAUUUCGGGAAUGGAAGAAGGGUGCGCCGCUCUCGUUCUGCUAACCGCCAGGUCGAUCAGCACGCAGUUCCUCAGGAUCGGCUUCGCGGUCUGCCGUGGCGUCCAGAUCGAGAAGAAGCGAGCGCGGGAACACGUCACAGAUUCAGGACAUGGAAGUGAGCGGAAGAAAGAAGAAACAGAGAGAGAAAGAAAGAGAAGAGAGACGCAGAAGACGUGGAAGAACACGAGGGGAUGGAGGCGUCGCGACGUCCUCUCCGAGUCGACUUCCCCUCAUUGAAACUCGUGAGGGCGACAUCGCGACGCGUGCAGAUGCCGUCUCCAUCCUCGGUGAGCUUCACCUCCGUUCCUCGUCGUCCAGUGGAGAAACGAAAGAGCAAAACGACGAUGGCCGCGCGUCGAGGCGGCGCGCGAGCAAAUCGGCAGCGCGAUCUCUCGUCCACGCCACCUUGUACACAUUGUCAGCUCAAUCUCGCGAAUCUCUAUCCGCCGUUUGGAUUUUUUACACCGUUUUACAGCAGUACCCGCCUACUCGCCUACCCGCGCGACGCCUCGGACGGCGCCGCCGUUGUCGGGCGGAAACGUGAAUGGAACGAAGGAAACGACGUAGGGAUGAAGAAACGCGAUAGAACGAUAAGGACGAUAAUAAUGAUGAUGAUGUCGAUGAUACCGACGUACGCUGAUCACUCUCGAUUAACGACGAAAAAGACGAGCGAAGGAAGGUUCGCGGACGGAAGGACUCAUUCGUGAAAUCAAGUGUACGCGUAGUAGUACCACAUUCGCUCGGCUUGUGCAUCUCUCGCGGAACGGUGCGCGAAUGCUUGAUCGCGCCGCUUUGUUCCAACUCCCCUCGCCCGCCCCUUUUCAGGCCCGUUUCUCUUCUCUCGAGGGUUUUGCGCCACGCAACCACGCAAUCCGUCGGUCCCGAAGGGGUCCGUGCAAGUGCACGUAUUCGCCAUUCUACGCGACGCGGAUCGAAACCCUCGGACAACGCUCUAUCCACGAUGUUUGACUGUGGAUUUUAGAGUUUCACAAAGUUACAUCCCUUAAUAAUUAAUCAGUUCGUGCGCCAGAUCUGCGUCUCUUUCUCCGGCUUUUUUACGAUCAUGUUCGCCGCGUACACGAGGCUCCGUCGACAUUUGGUCCCUUUCCGGGGACGGAAACUUGCGUCGUCAUUCCCGUUUCUUCUCGUCGACUUUUCACGGAUUUACUUGUGAUUUUAUUUACCUGUAUCUACCUACUCGCCUCUCUGUCCCUCCGCUCUUUCGCCGCCCUUCCUACACUUCCCCCUUUCGACCCUUUCCGGUCGCGACGACUACAUCGCGAUUGUACGUAAGCAAUCGCGUCGAAAGAAAGUGCAUCGGCCUCUAAAAUUAAUGAAGCAAAGAAAAGAGAAAGCGGGGAUCAUUAAUUAUUUGACAGACGGUCGAAGGGGACGGAGAGGGGGGACGCGAUUCCGCAGUCAUCUCAUCUCAGCUAGAUAUUUACACAUUUGCAAAACUUACACGCAAUCUUACACGACGUAGUAAACGCGCUUUGCGCUUCGCGAAUAAAUGAAUUAAUACAUUCUAGUGUAUCGUUAUUCGAAUAAUCGAUAUCGAUCGCCGCGUGCGUGCGCCCGCGUAAACCCGUCUCACAGUCCGUUAACGUCGAGGAUAUUUUACCACGGGGUAAUUGUUAUAAUUAUUAUUAUUAUUAUUAUUAUUAUUGUGUCGAUGGUGCACAACGCGAAGCUCGCGCAAAAUUCGAUUUGACUGGCGCAGCUAACUGAAGAAACAGAAAAGUACUCACCGUACGUACGUAGUCUGAUCGCUCCAAAAUGCAUCGCUCUCCCUAUUGGCAAGGAUGUGAGCUCUACGAUCGCGUAUUUCCAAAAGCCUGAAAAAAUGAACACGGGAAAUAACAUUAGAGGACAAAAGAAUUCUAUAUAGAAAAAUUUUAUAUACGGCAAAUCGGAUCACGUAGCAUCCGCGCUAAUCGUUACAAUGAGAACUCUACGUUGUGCCUUUUGAACAGCAGCGCUCUCGGGCCGGCUGGAACUUUCGGUUUCCCGUUUAAUCGCACCGCUGUACAUGCAUUGCUCGGCUCGAAUCGCGGUCCCGAAAGCGCGGCGCACAGACCCGUCGAAGCUGCGCCCGCUUCGUUCCCCAUCGCUCGCGGACGCGCGAGCGUGGUAUUUUUAACGGCGCCGAAUCGGCGCGUUCCGGUCGGCGGAUCGAUGUACGCAGAAUUAGACGGGUUUACGCAGACACAGACUUCGCGCGGAAUCGCGCAGGGAUCCACGUCGACCUUACUGUCGCCGCAUCUGUCAAAGUCGAGCGUGUCCCGGUGCUCGAGUCGACUUGGUCCGACGUCACCAUGACGGAAAGAAUACGCGUGGUUCCGCAGGACCGGAAAAGGUUUCCUUUUUAAUUCUCAGCGUAAUUCCCCUCGCGACAUCGCAGCAUCGCCAAGCAACAGUGGCUUUUCUUAUUUCAAGCCGACUCACGGCACGAGUAUGCACGCGUUGCAGCCUGCGUAUUCUUUCCACCGUGGACGUUACCGCAGUCGUCAUCGCGAUUCCGCCACGAAGCGAGCAGCAAUCAUUUCGCCUCCGCGCAACCCACACACCCAGAUCACCAAGGCAAAUUGCGAACGUGUGUUUACACAAUUUCUACACGGAGAUCAGAGUUUAUUAUAUAACGCGUGACGACGAUGACGACAUUGCUGACUUUGCAACGGGCGUGUCCGUUAAGACGCGUUACACGCGUGCGAAACAGAGGGAAAGAAAGAGAGAAAGAAAGAGAGAGAGGGAGAAACAGAAUUGAAGCGAACAGAGCGCCCGCGUCUUUCUUCCUUUGACAUUUUAUUAGUCACAUCGAAUAAAAACAGCUGUUCCAAGCAAUCUGUCUGCGAACGGUGCAUUUUUCUUCGGCACGCUGCUAUCCUUCCCCCUGAAAUGUCGGCCGGAAGACAGUCUCACGAGCGCGUCUCGCUUCGCACGCACACCGAGCGAACGUUCCGUCGUCGUCGAAUUAACGAGAGCGUUAUCACAGUCACGCGGCGGUGAGCUUGAGUAGGCGGCGAGAGAUACCUACGACAAAAAGAAAAAGAGGAAAAAAAAACAGAAAACCGAGAGAAAGAGAGAGCAAGAGAGAGAGAGAAAGACGUAUGCGUGUGUGCGUGCGUGUAUGUAUGUGCGUGUGCGUCAAUGCGGAUUGCGCGACCGUUAUUUUUCUACGUCCACAUCCGCGAUCCGCGGAGGGUCGGUAAGGGCGGAGAAAAGGGACGUCGGGGAAACGGACGCGCGCGGGUCGAGAGGGACAACGACGAGGAAGCGGCAAGCUGCUGCCGACUCUCCAGAGGCGGCGACGCGCGCCGACAGGAAGUUGACGUAUGGGAGGGUGACGAUCGCUCAGAUUCACGAGAGAGAAGAGAGAUAGAAAGAGAGAAGAUUUUCUCGCUGGUCGAGAACGCGAGCGGUCGAGCCUCGUGACUCGCUCGGCGGCAAAAGCUGAAGCUUGUGGACUUGAGGCGCAAAAGAGAGGACAAGAGUGAAGAGUGACACAAGUGAGACAAUUAGAGAAUGACGCAUGUGAGAAACUUUCAGUAUUUUGCAGCUACAAAAAGGAAAAGAUGAAACGAGAGGAGGGGAUGGGGAUCGUUCGCAAAUAAUUACAAGUAAUCCACGCGCUACCGUCGUGCUCGCUUUGACAAAACUCUUAGGAGAGCCAGUCCGAUAUAUUAAUGUCCUUUUCUACGUAUAUUUAUAAUUGCAAUUCACGAAUCUCGAUCGCGGAUCACAUUCGAUGAUUUUGCGUCGCAGUUAGAGAGAUCGCUUCAAAUGUACCGCUAAAAAUUAAACAAUGAAUUAUUCAAGGAGUAUACAAAUAUAUAACACAUAUACACACAUACACACACACACACACACACACACACACAUAUAUAUAUACACAUACAACAUAUAUAUUCAAAGAGAGAUCUAUGAAAGUGAAACGAUGCAAGUGACACAAAGGAUGCGCGCAUUCAUUUCGUAUUCGAGGCGCAUUUAAUUGACGGUCUUCGAGACCGCGUUCCGCUAACGUUAACGUCGCUUUUGCUCCGUGUCUAAGAGAGAAAGAAAGAGAGAGAGAGAGAGAGACGGGCGGGAAAGAAAAUAUUUUUUAUUGCAUAUCCGUAAAAAUAGUUGCUCGGACGCGGUGCGUGCAGCAGCCGCGCAGCUGCGCGUACCCGCAUCUCGCUCCGUUCGUUCGGGAACGAUCGUCAUUCCCCAUCUUCGCGUUUUGUAUCGCCGGCCUUCCCCGGUUUCCGAGUGUUCGGUCGUUUUGCAUCGACGUUGUCCCUCGGAAACGCGGCGUCCCGGAAGCGCGACAGACGACGACGACGAUGACGACCUGCUGGAUAACCGUCGAUCGUUCUUACUGUAUCAACUAUAAAAUGGUUCGAUGGUCCGUCCGGCUCACUGUCCCGUACCUCCGAGCCCCCCUCCCCGCCCCCUCUUCAGUUUGGCCUCCUCUCCCGUGCUGUAAUACGUGCAAAUAAUUCGAUAAUAAUCAAAUCGCUCGUACUCGUGAUAAUAUAUAUUUUCGAUACUACAUUCGCGCGUCGCGGACGACCAUGGACAACCGGGCACGCGUCGAGUACGUAAUACACGCGUCAGUGGAGACGCUGAAGAGCGACGCGAGGAUACGACCUAUCGCGUGCAAAUUUACAUCGAUGGGCAUUGAUUAACGUGAAUUGGCGAUCCUGCUCGUCUUUGAUCCGAGAAACCUGUCCCUCGAGGAGACCUUGACCGUUUCUUUCUGGAGACAGGCCUGAGAGAAGACAAGCUAUCGGUUACAAAUGUCGCUCGACUUUACCUGAUACCUCUGCAGGAAUAAUAUACGAGGGUGCGUUCGCCAAUGAAAUAUUUCGCCGCGAUGGCCGCGCAAUUCACGCUUGUCGCCCGCGCAACGGGCUCCCGCGUGGGUCCCGAUGUAAAUUUGUACGGGACGGGGCUUAAUAAACGCGACGAACAGCCGAACGGACGGCCACAAUCUCCGGAAACGCCUCCUUGACGACCUGCAUCACGAGUGCAUCGUCCUUCCCCGCGGAGGCGUGCACGGGGAGAGACGCGCCGCGCAGAGACAGCACUUAGACGACUCGCUUUUUCACAAUCGUCUCGACUGAGUCAUCUAAAGUGAAGGGAUAAAAAAAGGAAAACGAAUCGAAGGCGGAAAAAAUGAAUCAUGCGAGUGACGACGAGAAGACCAGGGCCGUUCUCUAUUUUUGCGCACGAUCUCCGCGCUCGAUCGUCUGCGAUGGAUCCAUCGCGCCGCGCGUAAACGCGUGAUUCAUAAUAUCACGAAUAAUUCGCUGGAGAGCUCUUGCGCAGAAUUCGAGUCCGCACAGCUACCGUAUCUCUCGCGAUGUAGCUCGCGAUAUAUAAUACAACGUACAACGCUGUCGCGGAUGUAUAAUCGUGUAGCUCGGAAAUUAAAGGAUUCUCAAGCAAGCUUUUCGAGCGACCGCCCGAUAUCUUCGAGAUCGCGUUAGGAAAAUGGCGUGGUUGUUGAUGAGAUGUUCACAAAAAAAACAGAGAAAAAGAACAGAUCAGUCAAGCAAUGCAUUCACUCUGUGAGCGACUUGUCUACGAGAGAUAAUCCUGAAAUGCAGAACAUCGUAAAUUCUGCCUUAAAGUCUCGGCGAUGCGCCGGUUCGACGACGCGAACAGAAUGUUGCAACGCCGUGCGUUAACUCACGACUUCCCCAGUAAUUCGAUCGCAAACGUGUUGUUCAUCGGCGUCAACUGACACUCCAUCCGUAGCGUCGAACCGAAAAGGACCACGAGGGGACCACCUUGCUCCAAGAUGAGAGAACGUUUGUUCGUGCCGACAGUGCGAGGGCGGAAAGCGUGCGUUUCCGAUUCUUCAUUUAGAAAAUGUUUCUCGCACUCUGGCAAACAGCAAAUUGUAUUAUCGUCCACGCAUCGUGCGCGAAAUAACGAUCCAGGUAGAUUAACGACCUCGUUUCGCUUUAUCGCACGUCCGAGAGAUAUCGCUAAUCUCUGCUGCAUCUUUACUUGGCAAUGUCUCUUUGUCUAGAAAGGCAGUCCUCUCGCAGUUCUCUCGCAUUUUUACCUCUGAAAUGUGUAUCACGCGUCUCGCGAGGUUGCCUGGUAAUCGAUUGAUAAUAUUGCGGGAGUUUCGCGUGGGACAAAGACGGAUUCGUUUGAUCGAUACCGUUGCGGAUGUGAUAACGACGACGGCGACGAAGAUAACGACUAUGACGACGACAAUGACGACGAUAACGGUGACAAAUGUGGCGGAAGGGGAGGGGGAUGGAAGAGCGUGCGUAGUGUGCUUCGUUGACUUUCGUUAAUUUUUUCCAAAGUGUACAUUAAAAAUACCAGCUUUUGCGCGACGACGGCUGUAAGAUAUAACAAAAAAAUAAUAGGGCUUUCCUUCGUUAAGCGAGGUAAGACGAGGUUUAACGUACUUUCUCCGAGGACGAUACUGCCGUUACCGCAUUGUAUAAAAGAGAACUAAGUUAACUAAUCGUAAAUGCACGAAAAUUUUCUUAAACGGAUAGCAACAAAAAGGGCUUUGUAGUGUCUCGAUACUCUCGAAUCAUUAAUCCUACGUCGUGAGAUAAUAAAUAAUGAUAUUAAUGAAUAUAAAAAGAUAAAUAAAUAAAUAAAUAUGAAACAAAAAUCCUAGAGCUGGGCUAAAGCAUUGUAAAGUGUCAAGCUACGGAGCCUGUCGGCCAGUAUAAAUGAACAAGCAACUGCCAUGGGUCAUCAAGCUAGGUAGAAACGUGCUAAGAAUCCAAUUUUAACGAGCUAGCUGUCGAAACAUUAAAAAAAAAAUACGCGCGAAGGAUCGUCCAUUAAAAAAAAUCUGCGUAUGUGUGCGUGUGUGUGUGUGUGCGCGUUUGCGCGUGUUUGUGCGGACACGCGCGGAGAUCGAACGCUUGUGACACGUGCGUGUCCAUGCGUGGACGCGCGCGUGCACACAAACGAGAUAUGCGAGAGAAUGAGAAAACGAGAGAACGAGCAGAGAGAGAGAGAGAGAGAGAGAGAGAGAGAGAGAGAGAGAAAGCUCCUCCGUUGAGAAUACGACAUUCAUUACUACUUAACCGGAUAAAUAACAAGAGAAAAUAUGGGUUAUUUGCACAAUAUUAUAAAUAUAAUUACUAUGUUUACUACGAUUAUUAAAUUAAAAAGCAAAUAAUAAGAGGAUAAAGAAAAACUGUUGUUAAAUAAUUAAUACAAAAAAGAGAGAGAGAGAGAGAGAAAGAAAGAAUGAGCGAACAAAGAGAACUACUAAUAAAACGAUUUAAGCUUAUGGACGACAUUGGGUCAAAGCGAAAAGCGACGAGGACGGGAAGACGA